This is a messenger RNA of Penicillium maclennaniae, 1413 nucleotides long. RefSeq names its product ribosome biosynthesis protein RRB1. Gene Ontology annotation, molecular function: protein binding. The transcript is spliced from 4 exons. The record is from RefSeq and is a predicted model, not a curated record. Bases 1 to 1413 code for a protein of 470 amino acids. NCBI's taxonomy places the organism in Eukaryota, Fungi, Ascomycota, Eurotiomycetes, Eurotiales, Aspergillaceae.
AUGUCUAAGAGAGCUGCGGACACCGAAGAGUACUCGGCUGCCCUCAAGGCAGGCGAGCGCCCCAUGGCCGACGCCAUCCCGGACGAGGCCGGUGAAUUCGAGGACGAGUUCGAGGAUGAAUUCGAGAGCGAGGACGAAAUUCUGGAGGCCGGUGUCGAUGGUCGCCCAGAUGCAGAGCGCGAGGAGGAAGAGAAAGAGGCGAUGGAUGUCGACAAGCAGACCUUCAUUCCUGGCCGAACGAAAUUGGCACCCGGCGAGACGCUCUCCCCAGACCCGUCCACCUAUGACAUGCUCCAUGCCCUCAACACACCAUGGCCAUGUCUUUCCUUCGACAUAGUUCGCGAUUCGCUCGGUGACAACCGCAAGACCUUCCCCGCUACAGUGUACGCUGUUGCCGGUACCCAGGCAGAUGGCAGAAAGGCCAAGGACAACGAGCUUAUGGUUCUCAAGAUGAGCGGACUGAGCAAGAUGGAGCGUGAAAAUGAGGACUCAGAGUCCGAUUCUGAUGACGACGACGACAUGGGCGAGCCCAUUCUGGAACACAAGUCUAUUCCACUGGGCUCGACAACGAACCGCAUUCGCGCCCACCAAACACCUUCGCAGUCUGCGGACUAUUCCAAGCCCCCACAGACACUGACUGCUACUAUGCUUGAGAACUCCCAAAUUCUUAUUCACGACGUUACUGCGCACCUUCAGAGCUUCGACGUGCCCGGUUACGCCCUCGAUUGGUCUCCUCUACAGCCGCUCGGCAAGUUGCUGACCGGUGACAAUGACGGUCUCAUUUACGCGACCACCCGCACCGAGGGUGGAGGUUGGGUUACCGACAACCGUCCAUUCACGGGGCACCAGUCUUCGGUCGAGGAGCUUCAGUGGUCCCCCAACGAGAAGAACGUGUUUGCCUCUGCCAGUAGCGACGGCAGUGUGAAGGUGUGGGAUGUACGGUCCAAGUCUCGCAAGCCCGCUGUGGAUGUGAUGAUCUCCAAAACCGACGUCAACGUCAUGAGCUGGGCUAAGCAGACUUUCCACUUGUUGGCAACUGGUGCCGACGAUGGACAAUGGGCUGUAUGGGACUUGCGACACUGGAAGCCUAACAAUGCGGGUCAGAUCAGCGCCUCGCCUGUUGCUUCCUUCGAUUUCCACAAGGAGCCUAUUACCAGUAUCGAGUGGCACCCUACUGACGACAGCGUCGUCGCUGUCGGCUCCGCCGACAAUACGGUCACUCUAUGGGAUUUGGCUGUCGAGUUGGAUGACGAAGAGAGCCGACAGGCUGGUAUGGCGGAUAUUCCGCCGCAGCUCUUGUUCGUUCAUUAUAUGGAGUCUGUCAAGGAGGUGCACUGGCACAAUCAGAUGCCGGGUGCGCUGAUGGCAACCGGUGGCAGUGGAUUCAGUGUUUUCAAGACUAUCAGUGUCUAA